Molecule: messenger RNA, 3088 nt
Organism: Corticium candelabrum
Lineage: Eukaryota; Metazoa; Porifera; Homoscleromorpha; Homosclerophorida; Plakinidae
Product: TBC1 domain family member 30-like
Exons: 8
Coding region: 643-2844 (733 amino acids)
Cellular component (GO): endoplasmic reticulum
Source: RefSeq, a predicted model, not a curated record
UCGAAAACGUGUAACAAGUACAAUUCCCUCGAAGACGCUGAUGAUUUGUCAGUAUACGGAAGCACGUGCAGUCUCAACUCUUCAAUCUACGAUUCUACUGUGACGGAUGGCCGCGACAAUGAUUCACCUGUCUACACGCCCCUAGCGUCGCCCAUACUUGAUCGUUUCUCCCGUCAGAGUUCGUUAGUAGACAGCUUACUAGCUGAGAUAUAUUCGAGUCGGACCAGAAGAAGUUCACACCGCCGACUGACAGAAGAUUUGACAGACUGUCUUCCGGAAUCCAACUCGGUCAUCGGAGGUGGGACCAACUUCGGUUGUGAAAAUAGUGAUCGCUCGUACCUAGAGCAGCUCAGUGUUGUGGAACUGCGAGGUCUCGCUAAGAGAUGGGCUGCUCGAGUGCGCGAGACUUCGACGCGGCUUCUAGCCACACUGAAACAGAGAGAGAAGUGUAGGAAUCAGGUAGACAAGAAUUGUCGUGUUGUGACGACAGUGUUGAAGUCGUGGCUUGGUAGGAAGGAGUCUACAAAGGCUGAAGUGCAUCGUGUUGAACCUGCAGAUAAUUCUGCUCUACAACUGAAGUUUAGUUUGUCCCCUAAUUAUGGAGAGAAGUCAUUCAGUAAGUGGACUAAAGCGGUCAAGGUGAUGACGCGACAUCCUGUGGGUAUUCCAGAUAUGCUUAGACCCAAUAUUUGGCUUUCCUUGGCUAGUUGUGGUCUACAGGAUGUUGACUGGCAGGAUGUGAUGAGAUUUGCUUUUAGCGAGCAUAGCAAUCCUGAUGACGAUGACUUGGGAAUACAGAUCGUGAAGGAUUUACACAGAACUGGUUAUAGUGGCUACUCAGCUGGCGACGCUAGCUCCAGCAAAUUGUCACUUAAGUGCGUUCUACUAGCUUAUGCACGAUGGAACAAAGAUGUUGGCUAUUGCCAGGGCUUCAAUGUGAUGGUUGCACUACUUCUUCAAGUUAUGGAUGGCCAUGAAGAAGAUGCGCUGAAGGUUAUGAUUUACAUUAUAGACCGGGUUAUGCCACCACACUACUUUUCGCGAAAUCUUCAUUCACUGCUCGCUGAUAUUGAAGUGUUUCACGGUCUCAUGCAGGCUCACUUGCCAAAGCUCUACGCUCAUCUCUUACAGUUACGUCUGCGUGACGACGGCGUGUCGGAUGCAAGAGAAUCUUAUGAACCUCCACUCAUCAACGUGUUUACUAUUCAGUGGUUUCUUACUCUGUUUGCCGUAUGUCUGCCUCUUGACUGUGUACUUCGACUGUGGGACUCUAUUCUGCUUGAAGGAUCAGAAGUCAUUCUGUGUGCUGGUCUCUCUAUAUGGAAACUGAUUUCUCCGAGGCUUAUGUCUCUAAAAUCAUCAGAUGAAUUUUACUCUGCUAUGGAAGAAAUAAGCCGUCAGAUGCAAGAAGGCACUGCUUUCGAGUCGAAUGAGUUGCUAGAGGAGAUGCAUGGAAUGGCUCGGUUGUCUAAUGUCAAAGAAUUACGAGAUAAGUAUACGUACAACGUUAGUCCAUUUCGUCCUAUGUCUUCUUCAAUGCCUAGCGGUGAUGUUGAACUUAGUUCAGUGGGAUGUUUAAAUUCGUUUUGGCCGCACCUGUCACAGUGGAACUUUCCAAACCGCAUCCUUAAGAAAAGUUUGUUACUUAAACCAAACCGAAAGAGUCUCCGUGGAACACAAAGCACAUAUUCUGCGAAUAAAACCAUCGAGCCUACCAGUGUUGUUGAGCUUCAAAAGAGGUACAAAGAAGUUCAACAUCACCAUCAAAAAGCUAUAGUCUUGGUUGACAUGCAAGGGCAGAAUAGUGUUCGUAAGCCAUUGCUUGACAGCAAGUCGACUGCAGCAGCAAUAGUAAAGGUAAAGGAAGAUGUUGGGGAAGAAGGUAGAGUAGACGCAGCCGCAACAAGCAGGAAAUCGGUUGGUCUCGAACUUGUACAUCCAUCUAUUGUGAAAUCAUUUCCACAACACAAGGAGCAACCAAGUGGACAUAGACGGCCGUUGAGGUCCAACCUACAUGGUUAUUCGCAGAGAGACGUAGGCUCAGAAGAGGUGACGUUGAAUCUGCCAGGACAAGAAGUAAACUCUCUGCGACUGAAUGUGGACUUGGCUGGACUUGCUGGCGACUCACGUCAUGGCAGACCAAUAAACCAUUUGAUUGACUUUCUGCCGCACAAGCAACGAAUUAACAGGAGGCGUGAUCAUAAAUGUACCAGUAAACCAUCGUCGACAAUGGUGUCUGCUUUUCAUGCACGCCAACUACAGAAUGAAAGGUUGGGUUUAAUACCACCGAAUUCAUCAAAGAGUGAUGCAUAUGCGACUUACAGGAGGCGUAUGAAUACUCAGUUGUCUUCUAUGCGUGCCAAGGGGAGAUGUCUUUCUUCCUCAUUAUUAGCGCCGUCGGGAGGAUCAGUUUGUGAUCGAUCAACUUUACCACUGGAACGAAGUGUGGUCAUUGGGAAAGGUGUCUCGUAUAAAACUGUUGUACACGUACCUCACAAUAAGAAGACACGUGAUGACAGUAAAGAUGAGAAUCAUCAUCAAAGAGGAAAGACGUUAGGUACUGUUGAUACUACAGCUUGUUCGACAGUUAUGGCUGUUGCUGGAGAUGAUGACUCAUCGUCGAGUUUAAGACCUUGUCGGUUAAGGCUGAAUAUGAGAAAUGAGAAUGAGAAAGUGGGAAGGACGGGUGUGCUUACGAAAGUAGGGACAAGACGAAGUCCUCCUAUUGACUUGCUCGUCACAACAGUAGAGGACGACUCAGCAGCGGAACGUCAGGCAGAGGCCGCACUUCUUUCUGCCCGUCCUGAUCUUUUGAUUACGGUGGCAAGCAGUCAUAUAUCUUAGUCGGUUUAUGAUUGUGAAGAGGAAAGUGAAGAUGGAGAAAGAUAUGAGGUACCAUAAGAAAAACCUAGAAAUAGCACUCUAGAGAUUGGAGAGUUAGAGAAUUUUGGAUUAGGGUCGAGAUCUUACAAAUUAUGUAGAUGAACUGCUUAGUUGAGUUGCAAUGAGAACACUAGCUGUACUCAGAAAUACUGGAUUUAUAGAAAUAUUCUUUAAUUAAUGUCUGAGAAAUCGAACUAUAUACUGU